This is a messenger RNA of Jatropha curcas, 1786 nucleotides long. RefSeq names its product TBP-associated factor 15 (gene TAF15). The record is from RefSeq and is a predicted model, not a curated record. Gene Ontology annotation, molecular function: RNA binding. Lineage: Eukaryota; Viridiplantae; Streptophyta; Magnoliopsida; Malpighiales; Euphorbiaceae.
GAUUUGCUCACCCCUCCGACCAAACAUCUUCUUUGUUUUGUAAAUUGAGCGCUUCUGGUAAUUAUCGUGGGGGCGCUCUCAGCCCAUAAUUGCUCUUUCUAAUUAAAGAUUUACAGAAAAGAAAUCGAAGCAUGUUGGUUUUGGUUUCUAUCAUUUUUGCUUUUCAGGUGGAGGAGCAAAGCCCUAAUUGAAAUUAGCUGAUCGUGAUAGUGACAGUUCCUUCUGAUUCGAAUCAUCAAUUUACAGAGUUGAAAGGCAGUUCAUUUCUCGUUAAUUUGAUGAACUUGGGGCACUAUGGCAACAUAUCCAGGAAAAGGAGCCCCUUCAAAUGGGUCUAUCUAUGUUUGCAACUUGCCUCAAGGGACUGAUGAGAAUAUGUUGGCUGAGUAUUUCGGCACUAUCGGGGUGCUAAAGAAAGACAAGAGAUCGGGUCGACCUAAGAUAUGGUUGUAUCGGGACAAAAUAACAAAUGAGCCGAAGGGGGAUGCUACAGUUACAUAUGAGGAUCCACAUGCUGCUCUAGCUGCUGUUGAAUGGUUCAACAACAAGGAUUUUCAUGGUAGUAUAAUUGGAGUUUUUAUGGCAGAGUCCAAAAGCAAAGAUGAUAACACUUAUAACUCUGGGGUUGAUCCAAAUGUUGCUGGCGAUUUUGGUGGGUUGGAGGAAAGCACUAUGAAUGGUGGCGAUGGUGGAAAAGGUAGAGGGAGGGGUGAUGCUUCAGGAAAAGCAUGGCAACAGGAGGGAGACUGGUUGUGUCCAAAUACAAGUUGUUCAAAUGUAAAUUUUGCAUUUCGUGGGGUUUGCAAUCGUUGCGGAAGUGCUAGACCUUCUGGUGUCUCUGGUGGAAGCGCAGGGGCUGGUGGUCGUGGGAGGGGUCGUGGUAGCCAAAACACCGCGGGUCAUGGUCGAUCAGCUACUGGUUCUACUGGACUUUUUGGUCCUAAUGACUGGCCUUGUCCUAUGUGUGGCAAUAUCAAUUGGGCAAAACGUACAAAGUGCAAUAUUUGCAACACCAAUAAACCUGGUCAUAAUGAGGGUGGUGUAAGAGGAGGAAGAGGUGGUGGUUACAAAGAACUUGAUGAAGAAGAAAUAGAAGAAACUAGGCGACGCCGAAAGGAAGCUGAAGAAGAUGAUGGUGAGCUCUAUGAUGAGUUUGGCAAUCUGAAGAAAAAGUUCCGUGUCAAGACCCAACAAGCUGAAUCUGGAAGGGUUCUUCCAGGUGCUGGUCGUGCGGGAUGGGAAGUUGAGGAAUUAGGUGUGGCUGACAGAGAUGCAAGGGAGAGAAGCAGGGAUGGCGGGAGGGAGCGGGAUGAUAGGGAAAGCAGCAAGAACAGAGAAUAUAAUGCUAGGGAUAGGCACAGAAGUAGAAGUAGAGAGCGGGAUAGGGGAAAAGAUAGAGACAGGGAGUAUGACUAUGACCGAGACAGAGAUUAUGGCCGUGACAGAGACCGAGAUAGGGACAGAGAUAGAGAUAGGUACCGUUAUUGAGGACUUCUGCAAGAAUUUCUGGCUUUGUUUGGCGUUCCACUUCAUAUGGAAGUGGUUGUUUUGGCAUUAUUCCUGGUGGAAAGGAUGUCUUCUUGAUCUUAAAAGUUUUGGCAUAGUUGGCAUUUUUGUGGUCUAAAAAACUGGAAGCUUAUGCUGCAAAGCAACUUUAAUGGAGUUAUUUAUUAUGUGCAUUUAGGACUUGUCAAUAGAUUGUUAUGGCACAGUGGACCCUUAUUGAACAAUGUUGUUAUGUUCAUCUCAUUUGAAAUACUUUGUUUAAACUUGAAAUACUUGGUUA